Messenger RNA from Lutra lutra (Eurasian river otter), 423 nucleotides. It is a transcript of the gene OTOS, whose product is annotated as otospiralin. Lineage: Eukaryota; Metazoa; Chordata; Mammalia; Carnivora; Mustelidae. The transcript is spliced from 4 exons. Gene Ontology annotation, biological process: sensory perception of sound. The coding region runs from base 121 to 390 and encodes 89 amino acids. The record is from RefSeq and is a predicted model, not a curated record.
CGACAACUGAGCACCCAGAGUGCCUGGCAGCCUCCCGAGGGGCAGACCAGGGGUCCCUGCCUCCCAUCCCACAGGUGGACAGGAGUUUCCUCGGCUGGUGGAGGGCUGUGCCUGGGGGAGAUGAAAGCCUGCUGGGUGCCAGGGGUGACCCUCUGCCUCCUGCUGGGACCUCUGGUGGGGGCCAAGCCGGUGCAGGAGGAAGGAGACCCCUAUGCUGAGCUGCCCUCCAUGCCCUACUGGCCUUUCUCCACCUCUGACUUCUGGAACUACGUGCAAUACUUCCAGACACUGGGGGCCUACCCCCAGCUGGAGGAUAUGGCCCGCACCUUCUUCGCUCACUUCCCCCUGGGGACCACGCUGGGCUUCCAUGUCCCCUACCAGCAGGACUGAGUUGCAGCCUGUAUCCCUAGCUUCAUGGUAAUA